This is a messenger RNA of Leptopilina heterotoma, 2317 nucleotides long. RefSeq names its product suppressor of lurcher protein 1 (gene Sol1). The record is from RefSeq and is a predicted model, not a curated record. Bases 224 to 1609 code for a protein of 461 amino acids. Lineage: Eukaryota; Metazoa; Arthropoda; Insecta; Hymenoptera; Figitidae. The transcript is spliced from 10 exons. Gene Ontology annotation, cellular component: plasma membrane.
UUUCAGUUGCUCGAAAGGAGAUUUCCUCAAAGUCUUUUUGCAUUUGGAGAGUAAAGGUGUUUCCGAGUACACGCCUUGGACUGGAUAUCUCUGCGGCAGCUUGCGCGAUAUUCCACAAGUUCUUUAUAGUUCGAGAUCCACCCUUAUCCUCGAGUUUCACAGUGAAGAACCACCCUCUAAUGCAACGGGUUUUUCUGGGACAUUCCGCUUUAUUGACAGCCGAAUGUUUAAAACGAAUGGUCAGAAGAUUCCUGGACCAAUGUGCGAUUACGAGUUUGUCAGCUCUCAGCUUACACCUCAGCAUGGACGUUUCUAUUCGCCUCGAUACCCAUCCUCCUACCAGAAGAACAUCCGUUGCUCCUACUACUUCCGGGCAAGAUCGAAAGAGAGAAUUCGAAUUGUCUUCGAAGAAAUAUCGCUACAAAAGGGUGAUUUAAGCUGUCUGAAUAGGGCCGAUUUAAUCAGGGUGCAUGAUGGAAGGGAUUCUCGAGCGCCUACAAUAGCAGUGCUAUGCAACGAAGGAGCGGAAGUCGAGGUGCUCAGCACAGGGUCAGAUCUCUACGUUGAGUUCGUCGCUAAUUCAGAACGUCCCGGGCAAGGGUUCAAGGCGAUAUUCCAAUUUCAACCUCUGGACGAUGCUUUAAAUUCUGAGUUGGACAAGGUCGUCCCUGGAGGCGUUACGGGGAACCCCAAGUACUCGGUCAUUGGUCCGGCUGUCAGCGCUACCACGUCUACCUGUGAUAUGGUGUUUAACAGUGACACUACAAAAUCCGGUAUAGUGACAUCGCCGGGCUAUCCAAAUCCCUAUCAAUCGAGAGUUCGAUGUAAUUACGAAUUUCAAGGAAGGGGGAAAGAGAGAGUUCAAGUUAUAUUUCAAGAAUUCAAUCUCUAUCAUUCUUCAGAGACUACAAAAGAAUGUAAAGAUGUCGAUUCAAUAAUGGCCUUUGUCUAUAUUGAUGGAAAGCCAGAAAAAAUUGAUGCCUUCUGCGGAGAAAUGCAACCACGACCAUUAAUGAGCAAUGGACCACGAUUGCUUCUCGAAUUUCAAGGGAGAGAAUCAUCGAGACAUGUAAAGGGCUUCAAGGCCAUGUAUUAUUUCAUUGAAAAUUUUGGAAUUACUAGUGGAAGGCAAGAAUCCAAUUAUCCCUGUGCGUUUGUUUUUAGCAGUAAUGACACAAAAAAUGGAACCUUCGCGUCACCAAAUUACCCCGGAUUUUAUCCGAGAAAUACAGAGUGCCAUUAUUUUUUUAAUGGACAACCGAAUGAGAGAGUUCACCUCCAUUUUCACUUCUUCGACGUUGAAGGAGUUUUACCAUGCGACUCUGUCACUGCGAGUGACUAUGUCGAGUUUUCCAAUUAUAUAACGAAGGACCGGAAGUACUCACGGCAUUGUGGUCAACUGAAGGAGUUCGACAUCGAGAGCGACCGGAAGUUCUUUCGAGUUACGUUCAAAAGUAAUGACAGGCUGGAUGGUACAGGGUUUAACGCUAGUUACGUAUUCUUCGACGAAGGAGAAAAUUAUACGAUGAAAACGCCAGUAAACGUCGCAUCAACGUGGAAUGGUUGUGCAUUACUACUGUUGUUGGCCUACAAAGUUCACUUUAUUUAAACGAUGAAUAUAAACACCAUCUUAAAUAGCAAUCUACGCGAUUGGAUGCUGGCUCAACAUCACAACGAAAAGUUCUGUCAAUAAUAAAAAAAAAGAGCGAAUGAAAAUCACACGUGCCCUUUCCAAAAUAUCACCGAAAAAAAACGAUUUUCUUCCUCUUUAAAUAUUAUCAAAAGAAAAAUUUAUUCGCCGAAAAAAUUACUCUUCUUUUAUUAAAUAUAAAUUUUAUUUUUCCAAACAUCUCAUCUCGGCUAUUUUGAAGUGAUUAAUAAAGAAAAAGAAAAAAAAUAAUAGAAAAAGAAAUAGAAAAAAUGCACUCACUCAGUUCACAUUUCGAAAAGAAAAAAUAUAGUCCAAUAAAAGUCGUGUGAUUCAAGUUUCAAAGAAUCGCCUCCAAAGCAGUUGCUCUGGGACAGAAGAACGAAUGGAAAAUCUUCACGAAUUCAAUACUUUGCAGCAUCCCUCUUUUUUCUCAAUGGAGAAAAGUAAAUUAAGAGGUUUGUUCUACGAUUUCUUUAUUGAGAAAGAAAACUUAUUAGUGUGACAUCCAAUUACAUUUUUUUUUUUUUGUUAACAUUUUUUUUAAUAGACAGCAACUUUUACAGAUUCUUUGAUAAUUCUACUUUUUAAGAAAAUUUUCUUUUCUUCAAAAAAAGAAAAGCAAAGUUUUUUUUCUUAGAAGACAAAAUGAAAGAAAGGAAGAGAAAA